CUGCCAAGCCGGCGUGCCACAGCUGACAGCAGCCAGCGGCAGCACUGGCACAAUUUGUUUGCUUUUCGUUUGGUUUGCCGGGAGAUAUUAAGCGUUUUGAUAAAUAUUUAUUAUGAGUCGCAGCGAGCAGACAUUUGAGGAUCUGAAAUCCUACUUUCGAUCUCACAGCAAAAUACGCGAGCAGCGGCCGCAUAUGUCAAAGGUGCAUUCGGUUUGCUGGAAUGCAAAUGGCUGCCACUUGGCAUCGGGCUCCUUUGAUAAGACUGUGGCUGUCUAUACCCUGGAGCGGGAUCGCUUUGUGAAGAACAAUGUGUUCCGCGGCCACACAGCCUCCGUGGAUCAGUUGUGCUGGCAUAAAACGAAUCCGGACCAGUUCAGCACGGCGAGCGGCGAUAAGACCGUGCGAAUCUGGGACAUUCGAGUGGGCAAAUGCGUCUCAGUCACCAACACAAAGGGCGAGAACAUCAACAUCGCCUGGUCGCCCGAUGGCAAGACGAUUGCCGUGGGCAACAAGGAGGACCUGAUCACCUUCAUCGACACGCGCACCAACAAGAUCCGCGUGGAGGAGCCCUUCAGCUUUGAGGUGAACGAGAUCUCGUGGAACAAUACGAACGACUUGUUCUUCCUGACCAACGGCAUGGGCUGCAUGCACGUGCUCAGCUAUCCCAGUCUGGAGCACUACAUGACGCUGAAGGCGCAUCCCGCCAAUUGCAUAUGCAUUGAGUUCGGGCCCACAGGCAAAUACUUUGCCACGGGCUCCGCGGACGCGCAGGUCUCCCUGUGGGACGCCAACGAGCUGGCCUGCCUGCGCAUGAUCAGCCGACUGGAGUGGCCAGUGCGCACCAUAUCCUUCAGCCAUGACGAACGGCUAAUCGCCUCGGCCAGCGAGGAUCUGCUCAUCGACAUUGCGUACACGGAGACGGGCGAGCGAGUCACGGAUAUCCAUGUGGACGCCUCCACUUUCACUGUCGCGUGGCAUCCCAAGCAGUAUCUGCUGGCCUAUGCCUGCGACGAGAAGGAAACCAUCGGCGAUCGGCGGCGCGAUGUUGGCAAUGUCAAGAUAUUCGGAUUCCCGGAAUAAUCACGGGAAUUAAAGUUCGAUUUGGUUGCAUUUCGCAGACCUUUAACACGCCUAACAACCAAACGUGUUCUCAAUUCAAAGCAGGCCAACAGGAUUUGUUAACCAACAAUCAGUUUAGACCUUUGCGAUGAUUUUUUAACAAAUCUGAAAUUAGAUUUACCUCCGUCAUGUUUUUGAGAGAUUCUACGGCCAAUAUAUGUUUUGUAAAGGUAUUAGAUGAGAACUUGUUGGCCCGUCUCUUUUAUACUAAGCAAUUAAUUUAGGUAAAAUAAAUAUGUAAUUUUUCCAUACGAAUCACUAUUGUAUAUAUGUAUGUGUAUGUAGUACUGAAAGUUAAGAGACUUACUGCUAGAAUUGAUAUUGUUUUACAAUAAUAUUGAAUUACUACAGCUAAAUGUACUUUAAAGUCUUCUGCUUCGUUUACAUAUUUCAGUGAAAGUAGUUCCACUAUCUAUCUAUUCUAUCUAUAUCAAAUUCUUUAACAGUUAACAGUUAAUCUAAUAUUAAAAAUUUGGGUUUUCCUUACAUUUAAUCUAUUAAAAUGAUGCUUAUGUAUAUACAUAUAUAGCUUAUACAUAUAUCAUAUAAUACAACAAUAUAUUUGUAUAUAUAUACUGGAAAAUCGUAUAUCUAAACAGCCAACAUAUAAGGUCUAACUGCAGCUGCAUCAGAUUUGACAAUAGUUAUAACCUUAUAUUAUGUAUAUGUAUUAUAUUUUUAAAGAGCAAAACCAAAUGCCACAUUGAAGCAAAGCAAAAGCUAAUUAUGACCAAAUUAUUCGGGCUUUACUACACACAAAUAGAAUACGGAAAUUAGUGGGCAAAUUGCACUCGGGCAUAACUGACUGCAUAAUACACAUUCACAACUAAGCUGGAAGUAAGUUAAAUUAAAUGGAAUAGUCAAUAUCGGGAAUAGCUGACUGCAUCAUAGCUCCUCAAACAUUUGUAGACGUAAAACCAAUACACCCCUUUCACUUGAUGGGCGCGCUUGAAGAGCAUUUGCAAUCAGUCAACGACCCAAACCGCAACAGCAAACCGCAGGAGCAGAGCAAAGCAAAUGCUUCUUAUAUUUCAGGGUCUGGCAUGUAAUUAAAAAGCUUUGCAAUUUGCGAAAUGUUCCACUGGCUUCCAGCCUGCAGCCCUAUGGCGAUAGUGGCUCUCGGCCCUUGGCUUGUCUUUGCCGUUUUAUCUGCUAACUUGCAAGUAAAAAUGUCUGUCAUAUCUCGGGGAUAUAUGUGCACACAUCUGCUCGACCUACGUAGCGACUAGCUGGUAUGCACCUGUGUAGCUGUGUAACGGUGCAUCUGUAUAUACCUGUGUGGCCCCCUCUAUUCGAACUGUUUGUUGUCGUGUAAUUUCAGGUCGAGUGCCCUCCAGUUCCGUUGCUUUGUCAGCAUUUCUGCAGCUCAUUGUGAGUUUUUUAAUUAAUUAGGCAUUUGAGCAUUACAGCACGUCCUUUUCAUGCUUGUUAACUCGUUUAUAAUGGCAAACAAUCAGCUCGGACUCAUUGGCCUCAGAGGCUGUACAACUAUGGAUUACACGAGGAAACAAAUUUAAUUGAGUUCCAAAGGACAUUCAGAUUGAGAUGGAGAUAGACCGAGCCAACAGAAUUUUAUAUGUAUUUACAUAAUUUUAAUGAAAUUAAUUGUUAUACCCUGUUCACCCAUUCUGAAUGGCUAAAUAGGGCUUAUUAAUUCAUAUUCAUAUUUAAUUUGUAUAGCAGGCAGAAGAAGGCGAAGCUUGACCAUGGUUUGAAAAAUCUGCAUAAAGAGUUAUUAUAAAGAUAUAAGCCUAAGACUAGGUUAAUAGAGCGGAAAGAGUAGAAGACCAUAAUGAAAGUUGUACUACAAAUGCUCCUUUUGGCAAGAGCAAAUGGUGGAUCGCCUGGCCAAAAAAUAUAAUAAAAUAUCUUUAAAGUCUAGCACAAAGCCAAGUAUCAGAGACAUUUCCAUAUUUAUCUAGGCAUUUUUCGCAUAGAGUACCAAGUUUUCAAUUUAUUUAUUUUCCCUACACUCUACUACACUCUCCCUAGAUUCACCUGCAACUCGCCUAAUUACAUUACAAGUAUUUAACGGUUUAAUAAACUAUAGCGCAUACUAGAGGCCUGCACGAAUGCAUUCGAAACGCUUCGACACUGGCGUUUUGGCUGUGAAAAUUGAAAUUUAGAACCUAAUUUCAUUAAUCAUGGCAAAUUCGAAUUUGUCGCAUCGAAGACUAUAAAACUUGCUGAGCUGUGAAUCGAUCGAACAGUUCACCAGAAAUAAUGAAGCCAGCUAUUUUCUAUACGAUUGUGUUGUUGGGAUUGGGAUUGGUGCCAAUAGAGGCACGGUCUAAUGAUGAUGGAGGAAUUUCAAAAAAUUACCUAGUCCUAACCAAGUCUUCUUUGCCCGACCCCAGCCCAAGAAGUGACUCGACACCGGUUGGAGAUGAGGUCAGUCUUGGUGGAACGUCCUUAAAAGUUCUAGCAGGCUAAGCUCAUUCAGAAUGAUAAUCUUUUAAUUUGAUAAAACCGAUUACGAAUGUCAAUUAGCUGCAUUUCGAACGGGAAUUAUCUAAGAGCUUACAUCAAUUAAAUCAGAAUGUACUUAAUAAAA
Molecule: messenger RNA, 3674 nt
Organism: Drosophila mojavensis
Lineage: Eukaryota; Metazoa; Arthropoda; Insecta; Diptera; Drosophilidae
Gene: tex
Product: THO complex subunit 3
Exons: 5
Coding region: 113-1081 (322 amino acids)
Biological process (GO): mRNA export from nucleus
Cellular component (GO): THO complex part of transcription export complex
Molecular function (GO): protein binding
Source: RefSeq, a predicted model, not a curated record